Messenger RNA from Rhea pennata, 876 nucleotides. It is a transcript of the gene NPW, whose product is annotated as neuropeptide W. Gene Ontology annotation, molecular function: G protein-coupled receptor binding. The transcript has 2 exons. The record is from RefSeq and is a predicted model, not a curated record. Bases 58 to 489 code for a protein of 143 amino acids. Lineage: Eukaryota; Metazoa; Chordata; Aves; Rheiformes; Rheidae. Gene Ontology annotation, biological process: feeding behavior; G protein-coupled receptor signaling pathway.
CCCCGGGCCGGGGGCCGCCGGGACGCGGCUGCCGCCCGCCCGUCGGAGCCCGGCGCCAUGGCGCGGCCGCAGCUGUCGGGGGGCGCCUGGGGGGCCCUGGUGCUGCUGGGGCUGAUGCUGCCGGCGGCGCCGGCCGGAGCCUGGUACAAGCACGUCGCCAGCCCCCGGUACCACACGGUGGGACGCGCCUCGGGGCUGCUCAUGGGCGUCCGCCGCUCCCCCUACCUCUGGCGCCGGGAGCUGGCGGCGGAGCCCCCGCGCCGGCCCGGGGCGGCCCCCGCCGCCGCCGCCCCCGCGCCGGCCCCGCGCCGCCCCGCUGGGGGGGACCCGCCGCCCGCGCCGCCGCCGCCGCCGCCCGGCCCCGGCCGCCUCCUGCAGCACCUCCUGCGGCAGGGCUGGGGCUGGGGCUGGGGCGGCUCCCGACGGCCCCCGCCCGGCGCCCGCGGAGCUCAGCACCCCCAGGGAGAAGAUGCGGCUCUGCUCCGCUGAAGGGUCCCAACGGAGAUGCUAGAGGAGCUGGAAGAGCACAGACUGCCGGCGUGGAAACUGUUUACCGACGCUGAUGAGGAAGAGUUUCAUCGGUGGUUCUCCUGAUUUUUCUGACCUCUUUGAAACCAUAUAGACAAUUGCAUUAAAAAAAACCAAAAUCUGUUUUUUUUUUUUUUUCCUACCAACUGUCCAGACACAGUGGAAAAUUCAUAUUGUUUUCAGGUCAACCUAGUGCUAUGAACUUGGGGAGAAAUAAACAGGGAAGAUAUUUAUUUUGUUUAUUUUUUUUAGAUUUUCUGUACUAGCUUCUUUGCAAUAUAACAAAAAUACAUACUGUUUGCUUCCUAGGAACCUGCACUCAUUAAAAUGAGACUUGAUCAAAGGAAA